CCGGACGCCGGUUUCUCCGCGCUUCAUGGAGCUUAUAAUGCAUUCGCAUUAAAAGGAAAGCGAGCGAAGAGAAGGAGAGAAACGCGCUCUCGGAGCAUGACGCAGGAAGCGGCUAUUCAUAUUGCAUCAGCGGUUGCAAGCGCCGUUUUCACUCGCGGCGGCCGCAGCUGCCGCCUUCGCUUCGGCACGGCUUCCGGGCGCCGACUCGUGCGUACACGCGAGCCUUUCACCGAACGACGCCGGUGCCCUCACACACAGUGCUGCUGCUCGUGUCCGUCGCGGAGGCCAAGGCGUUGACAUUGUUGCGCGGCAGUCCUCGAUUGCUGCCGUAUCGCGGGGAGCGUCGAUAAGCCUAGGGCGGCCGUUAUCCUCGCGCCUGCUUAGAGUUACACCGGCGACUGCACGAGACGCGCCUCAAGAACACCCAUUGCCCUGACCCAUAGUUCACUUGUGGCACCAAAGGAUCGCGUGCACCACAGUCAUGGAGACGGCACCGUCACAUCGCGGUAAGGGCAGAGGCAAGAUUGCGACGCCGGAGGCCGAGGCCUACAUCAGUGAGCACUGCACGCUGCAUCCCAUUCUCGAGAAACUUAUAGCUGAAACUGUGAAGCUGCCUCAUGGGCGUAUGUACACCAAGCCUGGGCAGCUGACACUCUACCAAGUCCUGCUGAAGGCAACACGUGCCAAGAAGUACCUGGAAGUGGGUGUGUUCACAGGCUGCAGCGCACUGUCUGCAGCCCUGGCGCUUCCUCCCGACGGCAUCGUGCGUGGCCUAGACAUCAAUCAAGAGACCGCCGACGUCGGGAGACCCUUUUGGAAAGAGGCUGGAGUCGAGGGAAAGAUUGACAUUCGCAUUGGCAAAGCCGUCGACACUUUAGAUGCCAUGAUUGCGGACGGAGAGGUGGAAAGCUAUGACUUCGCUUACAUUGAUGCCGACAAGGAGGGAUACGACGAUUACUAUGAGCGUUGUCUAAAGCUAGUCAAACGGAAUGGGAUUAUCGCCUUUGAUAAUGUCCUGCGUGGCGGCUCAGUGUUCAACGCUGAAACGUCCGACCUUGAUGCGUUGGCGAUGCGAGCUCUCAAUACCAAGCUGAAGACCGACGAACGCGUGCAACUCGCCAUGCUACCCUUUGGGGAUGGCGUCAACAUCGUCCUCAAGAAAUGAAAGAAGGAACACAAACAAUCCUGGCAUACGAUACCAUGGUGUUUACCGCGCCCCAAACGCUGCGCGCGUUAUAUUAAAGCUUAAUGAAACUUCUUGGGUUUUAGAAAACGUGAUUUAGAAAACAUGAUUUUUGGGCUGCUUGCAGGACACACGCAAGGAAGAAACACACGCGUAUGCCUGUUGUAUGCAAUGCCGCACGUGCUAUUUCUGACUUGGAAGCGCCGAAUAAAACUUUCAUCAGGCUUUGCCUUGU
Molecule: messenger RNA, 1418 nt
Organism: Dermacentor albipictus
Lineage: Eukaryota; Metazoa; Arthropoda; Arachnida; Ixodida; Ixodidae
Product: catechol O-methyltransferase domain-containing protein 1-like
Molecular function (GO): O-methyltransferase activity; S-adenosylmethionine-dependent methyltransferase activity
Source: RefSeq, a predicted model, not a curated record